Messenger RNA from Dufourea novaeangliae, 4356 nucleotides. RefSeq lists its product as uncharacterized. The coding region runs from base 1 to 4356 and encodes 1451 amino acids. The transcript has a single exon. The record is from RefSeq and is a predicted model, not a curated record. NCBI's taxonomy places the organism in Eukaryota, Metazoa, Arthropoda, Insecta, Hymenoptera, Halictidae.
AUGUCAGAGGCAGACAAUCUCCGUAAACUCAUAGAGGAGCGCGGUCAUGUUAAGGGUGCGCUCACGAGGUUUAAGAAAUUCUGGGAUGAACAGGGCAGGAUUGCAACAAUCGAAUCUCUUCAAGAGCGACUCAUCAGAAAUGUGCCGUUGAUUGACAAAUUCGACGCAAUACAAGACCGCAUUGAGGCACUUAUAGUAGGGACGCAGGAUGAAGACGCGCAUAGACAGUUCAGGAAUGUAUUCGAGACUAUAUAUUUUGAGGUCAUUGGGGGGUUGCGGGCACACAUACAGCGUGCACAAGCGCCGGCUUUGAAUGUUAACACGCAUCGCACGUUAAAUCUUACGUCUGCAUCUCCCACGGUUUCUGAGACUGCGAAUACAGUUAGACUGCCAGCUAUUCCAGUGCCCAAUUUUCAUGGAUGUAUUGGGGAGUGGGUCUAUUUUCGUGACAGCUUCGAAUCACUGGUAAACCGAAACGAAGCGUUGAGUGGUAUGGACCGUUUCCAUUAUUUGAAGUCCGCGGUAAAAGGAGAAGCUGCUCGUGCUCUUAAGUCAUUGCCCAUGUCCGAGGAUAACUACGAUGCCGCAUGGAAGCUUCUAAGCGAUCGGUACGAGGACACUAACGAACUAAUUGACUAUCACGUGGGAUCGGUUUUCGAUUUAUCGCCGAUGGUGAAAGGUUCACCAGUGAGCCUUAGGCAAUUGCUGGACGAUUUCAGCAAUCAUUUACGAUCGUUAAAAUCACUGAAGGAACCGGUAGAUUCAUGGGACACGUUAUUGGUUCAUUUGUUAAGUACGAAGUUAGAUGCGCGAACAAGCGAAGCAUGGGAAAAACGGGUAUCGGAGUUAGGGGAAAGGAAAAAGUUAUCUGACUUGCGGAGUUUUCUUGAACAAAGAUACAAGUUUAUUGCAAAGGCAACGAGGGCAAACCAGGCAGGCUCAGGUUCACCGAACAGUAAAUUCAGCGAACAGAAGCCGCGAACCCGGUCGGUAGCGUUGGUUAACGCCGAGACGGGCAAAUGUCCAUUGUGCGCCGCCGGUCACACAUUACCACAAUGUACAGAGUUUAAGGCAUUGGCGAUUAAUGCUCGCAUAAAAUUGGUAAAGAAAUUGAGGGUAUGUUUCAACUGUUUGCGAGGGGGUCAUAGUUUCAAGACCUGCACUCAAGGUUCCUGCCAUCAGUGUCAGGCCAAACACCAUACGCUGAUUCACAUUACCAAGUUGAGAAAAUCGAGUUCAAAUUCGAGUAUCGAAAAGGUUUCCACCGAGGAAGCAACCUCGUCUCAGAGCUAUGUUGCUCAUAGUUCCGACGGGUCAGAGCAUGUAUUCUUAUCCACUGCAGUUAUCUAUGUUAUGGAUGAUAGGGGUAGGAAACAUGAAUGUAGGGUCUUACUCGAUCAGGGGUCGCAGGUGAAUAUUGUAAAAGAGUCGUUCGCAAGGCGAGUAGGCUUGACGUGGGAAUCAGCACGGUCUUUGAUUUCGGGCAUAGGGGCCACUGACGCAGGUACAAGCGUUAGCGGCCAAUUGCAGGUACGGAUCGCGUCGCGAUGUACAGGUUACCGUGCUAAGUUGCCGUGUAUUGUAAUGAAGAAAAUUACAUCGGAUAUUCCUAACUUUCAUGUUUCGAGGCAGGUGUUAAAUGUUCCAUCGCGUAUUCACCUCGCGGAUCCUCAAUUCGACACACCUCACGAUAUUGACCUCCUUAUCGGGAAUGGUUAUCUGUGGGAUAUCAUGUGUGUAGGCCAGCAUAGAUUAGGACGUGGGUUACCGGUCUUAUUGAAAACACAGUUGGGUUGGGUGUUCGGGGGACGCAUGCAGGGGCCCGUUGAAUCCCAGGCGCAGAUCUGUGGGUUGAUUACUAACGAUCAGCUGAAUGCUCAGUUGACACGGUUCUGGGAAAUAGAGCAAGUUUCGACAAACAAUGACGCGAACAAUCACCCGUGCGAGGAUCAUUUCAUACAAACGGUCGCACGAGACAGGGACGGGCGAUAUAUGGUGACGAUUCCAUUCACCGACGGUAUUCGGGAUCUGGGCGAUUCUUUCAACAUGGCCGAGCGACGAUUUCUUAAUAUAGAAAGAAAGUUAAUUAGGUCACCGAUCUUAAGGCAAGAAUAUCGCGAAUUCAUGCGAGAAUACGAAAGACUAGGGCACAUGUCGAAGAUACUACGGGAUGGUCAUUCGGUUGCAAAGCCAGUUUAUUACCUGCCGCACCACGCCGUAACGAAGGAGACUAGCACCACGACAAAGGUGCGAGUAGUUUUCGACGGGUCCGCGAAGACGUCCACGGGAGUAUCGUUGAAUGAGAUACAGCGUGUCGGUCCAGUAGUUCAGGACGAUCUAAUUUCAAUUUUAAUUCGGUUUCGGCAAUUUCCCGUCGUGUUAAAUGCUGACAUCGCGAAGAUGUAUCGGCAAAUUUUGAUAACGCCCGAGCAACGUGGUCUUCAACGUAUUCUAUGGCGAGAAGAACCCACGCAGCCACUUGCGACAUACGAACUCAACACGGUCACGUAUGGUACUGCAUCAGCUCCGUUUUUGGCCACUCGUGUUUUGCGGCAGGUCGGUUUAGACAAUAUCGACACAUAUCCAAUUGCGAGUCACAUAAUUAUGCAAGAUUUUUAUGUCGACGAUUUGCUUACGGGCGCGGACACGAUAGAGCAGGCCAAAGUGUUAAAACGGGACGUCAGUAGGUUGUUAAGGGAAGCAGGGUUUGAAUUGAGGAAAUGGGCAUCAAACGAGCCAACAGUGGUUGACUCGGUGUCAGACAAACCAAAGGACAUUGUUUCGCAGGCGGAGAAGGAUCCAAGAACCCUUGGAUUGUUGUGGGGCCCACUGACCGAUGAGUUGCGAAUCGCGAUAAAGGAUAGAAUCACGACACGAGUAACGAAACGCGUUAUUUUAUCCGAACUCGCGAGAAUAUUCGACCCGCUCGGCUUAGUGGGUCCAGUUGUCAUUAGGGCAAAAUUGCUGAUGCAGUUGCUGUGGCAGCUGAAGGUGUCCUGGGAUGAAUCGGUUCCGCAAAGAAUUCAUGCAGAAUUCCAGGAUUUCCAAUCAGAGUUACAAUCUUUACGACAACUUGCGAUACCCCGACUCGUACUAGGGCUGAAUUCUACACAGGUAGAAAUUCACGGUUUUUGUGACGCUUCUGAGAAGGCCUACGGUGCAUGCGUGUACCUGCGCACGGUCGACGGGAGGGGUAAGGGUACAACUCAUUUAUUGUGUGCCAAAUCGCGAGUGGCACCCCUAAAAACAAUAAGCCUGCCGCGACUAGAACUUUGCGGGGCCUUAUUAUUAAUGCAUUUAGUCGACAAGGUGCGAACCGCGUCUCGGAUUGCCAUAGCUCGGGAGUUUUAUUGGAGUGAUUCCAUGAUCACGCUUGCCUGGGUGAAGGGAUCUCCUAAUCAGUGGAAGACAUUUGUCGCUAAUAGGGUUACGGAGAUCCAAAACUUAUCACAGGGCACGUGGUGUCAUGUGGGAUCCGCUCAAAAUCCUGCGGAUCUCCUAUCGCGAGGAGUGCGGCCGUCCGCUUUGCAAGACUUGGGUCUUUGGUGGAACGGCCCAUCGUGGCUGCAACAAUGUCCACCCGAGUGGCCGGUCACUGGUCAGUUACCUAUCGAGGUGCCAGAGGGAAGGGCCGUAGUGUGUACUGUUCUCAAGGGAGAGACAAACACAAACUCUAGUCUCUUGACGCGAUUCUCACACUACGCGCGAUUAAUUCGGGUGGUCGCGUAUUGUUUACGGUUCUGCCAUAACGUCCGUACCCGUAAAAUUCACAGGGAUGCUUCGGGUGCUUUCAAGAACAGCCAGAUAAGUAGAUCUCCGGAAUCUUUUGUUAGGUUAUCCAUUAGGGACUUAGAGUUGGCCGAGGUUGCCAUUCUUAAACUGGUCCAGAAAGCAGCAUUUGGUCAAGAGUUAGCAGACUUGCGUUUAGGUAAAGUGGUCGGCUCUUCAAGUACGGUACGCUGUCUAAAUCCGGGUUUAGACGACAAAGGACUCCUCAGGGUGGGCGGUAGGCUCGGCAAUUCCGAAUUAAGAUAUGAGCAGCAACAUCCGGUGAUUUUACCAAAGGACAGUCCUAUCACUCGAGCAAUCAUUCGUCGUGAACACGAACGAAGUUUGCACGCGGGAUGUGAAGCGGUCUUAUCAGCGAUUCGGAGGCGAUAUUGGCCACUGGCCGGCCGAAGCGUCGUCAAGAGUGUUUUAAGAACUUGCGUAAAAUGCUGUAGGACAAAUCCAAAGGGUGUUGCUUACUUAAUGGGUCAACUACCUGCGGCACGAGUCCGAGUUAGAGCUCCAUUUUUGAGCACUGGGGUGGAUUAUGCAGGGUCCCUUUUAUGUAAAGGACCAGACGCGCAGUAA